AUGUCGAAGGACAAAUACCAGAAGCAGUGGGAGGUUCUCUCCCAGCGAAUGGAGAAAGUGAAUUCAGAGCUCCUCUCCCUCACCUAUGGUACUCUCGUCACGCAGCUUCUGAAAGACUUUGAGCAGAUUGACGCCAUCAAUGCGCAGCUGGAGAAAAUGGGCUACAACAUUGGCAUCCGCCUCGUCGACGAAUUCCUGGCAAAAACUGGGAUGGGAGGAUGUACUUGCUUCCGACAAACUGCAGACGUCGUUGCCAAACUAGGCCUCCGAAUGUUUCUCGGCGUCACGGCAGACGUCACCAACUGGGACGCCGACGGGACGUCCUGUUCCCUCAUUCUCCACGAGAAUCCUCUCGCCGACUUUGUCGAACUUCCUCCUUCGCUUUCGCAACUUUCCUACUCAAAUCUCAUUUGCGGAGUCAUCCGAGGAGCCCUCGAACAGUUGCAGAUGAGAGUCACAUGCCAGUUUGUGCGCGACAUGCUCAAGGGCGACGACUGCUACGAGAUUCGCCUAGAGCUGACCGAGCUGAUUCGCGAGGAAUUUAUCGAUGACGAAGACAACUGA
This is a messenger RNA of Neospora caninum, 564 nucleotides long. Its product is annotated as putative trafficking protein particle complex subunit 3. The transcript has 6 exons. NCBI's taxonomy places the organism in Eukaryota, Apicomplexa, Conoidasida, Eucoccidiorida, Sarcocystidae. Gene Ontology annotation, biological process: intra-Golgi vesicle-mediated transport; endoplasmic reticulum to Golgi vesicle-mediated transport. Gene Ontology annotation, cellular component: cytosol; TRAPP complex; cis-Golgi network membrane. The record is from RefSeq and is a predicted model, not a curated record. The coding region runs from base 1 to 564 and encodes 187 amino acids.